Molecule: messenger RNA, 1387 nt
Organism: Leptinotarsa decemlineata (Colorado potato beetle)
Lineage: Eukaryota; Metazoa; Arthropoda; Insecta; Coleoptera; Chrysomelidae
Gene: Sirt2
Product: Sirtuin 2
Cellular component (GO): nucleus
Molecular function (GO): histone deacetylase activity, NAD-dependent; NAD+ binding
Source: RefSeq, a predicted model, not a curated record
GCUUACAUCUACGUCUAUCAAUUGUCAAUGGUCAUUGGUUAUUUAUUUAGAAAAUUUGUUGUGAAUAACAAAUAAGCAAGAUAUGUAAAAACAAAUGUAAAAUAAAUUGAGUUAAUUUUGAUUUGAAUAAACUCAUAUUUUCUUCUCCGAAUUAAAUAUUUACUCUAUUUCACUAUGUCUUCAGGAUCUAAAGUUCCUGAUGAUGCGUCGGCUGGAUCAAUUUCUAGUUCUAGUGAUAGUACAGCUGGAAUGAGUAUGGAUCAUUUACGACGGUACCUAGCCGAGAAGCUAGGGUUUUACGAUAAAGAAGACCAGGCAGAUUCAGAAAAAGUGAAGGUAUUAGAUAAUGUUAGUGUAGAUGGUGUUAUCGAUUAUAUAAAGAAUAGAAAUUGUAAAAAUAUCAUCACGAUGGCUGGAGCUGGAAUAUCAACCUCUGCUGGUAUUCCAGAUUUUCGAUCACCAGGUACUGGUCUUUACCACAAUCUGCAGAAAUAUAACUUACCUCAUCCACAAGCAAUUUUUGAGCUAGAUUUUUUCCUGGAAAAUCCAAAACCUUUUUUUGAAUUGGCUAAGGAAUUAUAUCCUGGUACAUUCAAACCCACAAUAUCUCACUAUUUCAUAAAAAUGUUACAUGACAAAGGCAUGCUUCUACGGCAUUACACCCAAAAUAUAGAUACUCUUGAGAGAGCUACUGGAUUACCAGGAGACAAAAUUGUAGAGGCUCACGGAACAUUUCACACAGGGCACUGUUUGAAGUGCAGAGAAGAAUAUACACAAGACUGGAUAAAAGAAAAGAUUUUUGAAAACGACAUCCCAAUCUGUGAAAAAUGCCCUGGAAUUGUAAAACCAGAUAUAGUAUUUUUCGGAGAAUCUUUACCAACCAAAUUUCACACUCUACUUGUUGAAGACUUCAAAAAGUGUGAUCUGCUUAUUAUUUUGGGAUCUUCUCUAGCUGUUCAGCCAUUUGCAUCUUUAGUAGACAGAGUAUCAUCAAAUAUACCCAGACUGUUGAUUAACCGGGAAAAGGCCGGCCACCGUUCCGGAGUAAUGGCUCUGCUUGGUAUUGGUGGAGGAAUGGACUUUGACUCUGAGGAUAACUCUAGAGAUGUGUUAUGGCUGGGAGAUUGUGAUGAAGGUUGUGGCCUUCUGGCAGAUAAGUUAGGAUGGGGUGAUGAAUUGAGAGAAUUGUGUGAAAAAGAACAUGAAAGGAUUCAGAAGGAGGCUGAGAAGGAAAAGAAAAAAGUCAAGGAGGAAAAGACUGAAAAAGAGGAAGAGUUGGUAGAGGAGGUACUCCAAAAACUUUGAAUGAAAUUAAAAAAAAAUGAACGUUCUGUGUCAAAAACGUUUUAUUAUAAGUUACAAAUAAAUAAAAUCGUUGAUAUUACAA